Sporothrix schenckii 1099-18 is the source of this 1773-nucleotide messenger RNA. RefSeq lists its product as uncharacterized. The record is from RefSeq and is a predicted model, not a curated record. Gene Ontology annotation, cellular component: membrane; endoplasmic reticulum. Gene Ontology annotation, biological process: transmembrane transport. Bases 1 to 1773 code for a protein of 590 amino acids. NCBI's taxonomy places the organism in Eukaryota, Fungi, Ascomycota, Sordariomycetes, Ophiostomatales, Ophiostomataceae. The transcript is spliced from 3 exons.
AUGGAGUCUUUAUCAAGCGGCUGCAUCUCUGAGGUGCAGGCGAUAGCGAUCAUGAAGUCGCACGAGUCGCAUCCUUCGUUUGGCCGCCUCGUCAUGCUCGUCUUUGAGGCCGUCAUGGAGGUCGUGUGCGUCAGUUUGCCAGGCUACAUCAUCGCGCGCCUGGGCCACUUCGAUGCCGAUAAGCAAAAGUUCCUUGCCAACCUCAACGUGAUGCUGUUCACGCCGUGUCUGAUUUUUACAAAACUUGCGUCUCAGCUUGACGGCGACAAGUUCAUCGAGCUCGGCAUCAUUCCGAUCAUCUUCGUCGUCAUGACCGCCGUGUCGUACAUUGUGUCCAAAGUCGUGACGAGGCUCUUUGGCUUCAACAGACGGGCCGCCAACUUUGUGACUGCCAUGGGUGUCUUUGGCAACUCCAACUCGCUUCCCAUCUCCCUCGUCCUCUCCCUCUCCCAGACACUGAAAGGCCUGCACUGGGACAGAGUGCCCCGCGACAAUGACGACGAAGUCGCAGCACGCGGCAUUCUAUACCUGAUGAUCUUCCAGCAGCUGGGCCAGGUGCUCCGUUGGAGCUGGGGCUACCACGUCCUGCUAGCGCCCAAGUCGAAGUACGAAGAGUACAACCAAGUCGCCGCGGAGGAAGGCCGGUAUCGCGACGACCCCGAAGGCGACGAGACUGCUCAGGGUGGUAGUCAUCCCAUCAUCGUGGGCGUGACUACCCAGUCCGAUGAGGGUAACGACGAGAAUGACGAUGACGAUGACGACGACGAUGACGAUCUUUUGGCUCACAGCCCCGUCACGGAGUAUUCGGACGUCUUUGUUCCGUCGGGACGAACGCCCGUGGCGCCGCGGUCGCGUGGCUCGCCGUAUGCAUCGGACGCUGAAGACGACAACGGCGGCGGCAGCCAAGGCAAGCGCACGCCAAAGAAGCGCAGCUCGAAGCAGCACAUUCGCACCGUGAGCAGCAGCGACUUUUCCGGCCUAACUGCUGCGAACGGCGGCGUUCCUGGACUGGACAGCCAUAUUCUGUCGUUCCCACGCAUUCGCAACAUCAACGAGCCUGAAAUUCCCGAGGGCCUCGAGGGCGUCAGGGUGCGCUUCGACAUCUACCACCACCGCGCUGCCAACUGGCUGGCGGCGAGUGGCAGCCGCAUGUAUGCGUCGCUGCCCACCCCUCUGCAAAAGGUCGUGGUCGUGGUUCAACAUGUCGCUUCGCGGGUGUCGGGUUUCCUGUGGGAUUUCAUGAACCCGCCGCUGUGGGCCAUGCUGAUUUCUGUGAUUGUUGCUUCGUUCCCCGAACUCAAGCGUCUGUUUUUCGAGGAGGGCACGUUUAUCAACAACAGCGUCACGAGCGCAGUCACCUCGACGGCAGGUGUCGCUGUACCCCUCAUUUUGGUGGUGCUUGGCGCCAACCUCGCACGCAACACACAAACCCAAGCGUCGCACGACCCGGAGGAGGCCCAGAUUGGCAAGCGUCUCCUCAUUGCAUCGCUCGUCUGCCGCAUGGUGCUGCCCACGUUGAUCAUGGCUCCCAUUUUGGCCCUGUUUGCCAAAUACGUGCCGGUGUCCAUCCUCGACGACCCCAUAUUUGUCAUUGUCUGCUUCCUGCUGACGGGCGCCCCCAGUGCCCUGCAGCUGGCGCAGAUCUGCCAGAUCAACGCCGUCUUUGAGCGGACCAUGUCCCAGAUCCUCUUCCAGAGCUACGUGAUUUGGAUCUUGCCCUCGACGCUUAUUCUCGUUGUAUGCGCACUCGAGGUCGUCGAGUGGGCCAAGUAA